Messenger RNA from Linum tenue, 216 nucleotides. NCBI's taxonomy places the organism in Eukaryota, Viridiplantae, Streptophyta, Magnoliopsida, Malpighiales, Linaceae. The record is from the annotation of a GenBank genome assembly.
GGAGGGUUGCUCUGUUUUAAAAGCAAAGUAAAGCUAAGAUACCAAAGUAGAGCAGUGAAAUAUAUAUAUUUACAAAGAAGACGGGGUGGGCUGGAGAGGAGAGUGAGAGUGAGAACCCAACGGGAAAAAUUAACAUUUGCCCCUCCUCCCUCCUUGCUUUGCUCGGCUUCUCUAGUGAAAAAGAGUUUUGAAUCUGAUACAACAAGAGCAGUCUUC